AUUCGAUUUGACGUUCGUACCUUGGUGUUAGGUGUUAGGUUAUGUUAUGCUUUUGUUUAUCAUUCACUCUGUGAAGAAGUGUGUCGUUCUCUUGAGGGGUUUUUGUUGCUCACAGACCACUCACAGUUGGGAAAAAGUUAUUCAUUUGAUAAAUGGUAGUCUAAACCCCUUUGUAUAAUGAGCAAUCGAAACUAUUACUCUAGGAAUCAAGAGCAUUCACAGGGUCAGAGCACUCGAUUAGAAAGUUGGAAUAGUAAUCAGUAUGAAUCUAAAUUCAGACAAAAUAAUUGGGGACAAGAAGGGAGUAUGAGUAACCAACAUCGCGAACAAUGGGUUAGAGGACGCAGAGGAUGUGAGCCAUGCAAUAGAGAGGAAAGGGGCUAUGAUCGAAAUCAAAGAGGAUAUACAACUCCUGGAGGAGAUCGUAGACAAUUUAGAGGGCGAGGCAGAGGUUUUUACUCACGGCAGAAUACUCCAUAUGAUAGACCAACAAAUUCCAGGAGGUUUAAAGAUAAUGUGCCUAGUGAAGAAAUAAAUACGGCUAGUUUAUCACCAUUAGACAUAAAGGUCAAUAAUUUAAUAAAUGCAGUUCAGUCUCAGCAUCCUGUUAUAGGUCAAAUAAUAUUCACUCAAAUUUGUAAUGAAAAUCCAACAGUAUUAUUGCAAAAUGCUAUACAAGCAUUAAGGAACUGUACCAUAAAUGUGCUACAGAACCAGCAAAGUGGCUUGUAUGAGUUGAAGAUAAAUGGAGAUAAAUUUGCAGAGGGGCCCUUUCCAUCAGCUAAACAAGCAAAAAGCACUUUGUUUGAAAAUGUUUUUCAUGAUUUGAAAGAUAAAUGCUUUCUCAUUACUAAAAAGCGUAAUUAUGAAGAAGUGACCACAGAUGAGAUUAAUAAGGUCAAAGAAGAAGGGAAUGCCCCCAGCAGCAGUAAUGACUUGGGCGAGAACAGUAAAGCUUACCAAAUGAUGCUUAAAAUGGGUUGGGGUGGAAAAGGACUUGGAUCUCAAGAGCAAGGUCAAGAGAAAACAGUUGCAGAAUUGAUUACUGAGAAUAUCACAAAAGAAGGACUUGGCAGCAAGAACGUUAUGGAAGAGAUAGAUAGGAUCAUGAGGGAGUUUGCUCAAUCGACAAAACUGUCCACUCUAGCAUUUGAUUCAAGUUUCACAAAGGAGGAAAGGGCUCGAAUGCACACGAUUGCAUCAAAAUAUCAUUUGAAGUCAAAGAGUGAAGGAAAAGAUGAAAACAGGAGAAUAACAAUCAGUAAAAAGGUGGAUAAAUGGAGUAUAGUGAGCGAACUGUUGAGAAAUGGCUUGGAGAAUGAAUCUUAUAAAUUGCAAAUUCCAGAAAAGUUUAAAUAUUUAUGGAUAGACUCAUUGUCAUCUGAUGAAGAAGAAUGUUAACACAACUAGUCACAGCCUUUAUUGUGCAGGAUUGGGUUUUUUGAUUUUUGAAUAUACUUGAAUGUUGAACAUUCAAGUUCACAGAUAAGUUUGUAUGUCUACUUAUAUAUAUAUAGAGCUGAUAAGAAUUACAGUUCUUAUUUUUCA
Messenger RNA from Acanthoscelides obtectus, 1548 nucleotides. The record is from the annotation of a GenBank genome assembly. NCBI's taxonomy places the organism in Eukaryota, Metazoa, Arthropoda, Insecta, Coleoptera, Chrysomelidae.